Molecule: messenger RNA, 1443 nt
Organism: Glycine soja
Lineage: Eukaryota; Viridiplantae; Streptophyta; Magnoliopsida; Fabales; Fabaceae
Product: ribosome biogenesis protein BRX1 homolog 1-like
Exons: 10
Coding region: 205-1146 (313 amino acids)
Biological process (GO): rRNA processing; ribosomal large subunit assembly
Cellular component (GO): nucleolus
Molecular function (GO): rRNA binding
Source: RefSeq, a predicted model, not a curated record
AAUAUAAGAAUCUAAACUCGACCUAGUGACAUUCCCUCGCUUCUGGCUCCCGCUGUUUGCUCUGCUUCACACUACUGUCUCUCAUCCACUCCCUAUCGCUGCAAUUUGGGAUACCAAAGAUACCCGUAGAUCAUCAGAGAAAAAUUCAAUUGAAGAAGAGGUUGAAACUUAAACUGCUGAAGCGCAAAGAUUUUCUAGCAAAAAAUGGGGAAGAAGAGAAAGCACAGUGAGACAACUCAUGAUGAGGCACAGCCCCAAAAGGAAGAUGUCACUCCAGAGAGACCAGCUAGGACCCUUUUGGGGUGGAAGGAUAAGAAUGAAGUCACUAAUGAAGUUGAGGAUAAUUCACCUAUAUUUAGGAACAGAGAGAAGGUAUUGGUCACUUGCUCUAGGCGCAUUAAUUACAGGUACCGACAUUUGAUGUUGAAUGUGGUGUCACUUUUGCCUCAUUGCAAGAAGGAAAACAAGGUUGAAUCAAAGGAAACUAAAGGCGCCACCCUGAACGAGCUUGUUGAGCUAAAAAAUUGUUCCUCUUGUUUAUUUUUUGAGUGCAGGAAGCAAAAAGAUCUUUAUCUCUGGAUAGCAAAAUGCCCCAAUGGCCCAUCUGUAAAAUUUUUAGUUAGUGCUGUGCACACAAUGGAGGAAUUGAAGCUAACUGGAAAUCAACUAAAAGGUUCUCGUCCUAUUUUGACAUUUUCAGCAAAUUUUGAAAAGGAUGCACAUUGGAAACUGCUAAAGGAGAUGUUGUUACAGAUAUUUGAAACACCAAAGGACCUAAGAAGGACUAAGCCAUUCCAUGAUCACGUUUUUGUUUUCUCAAUAGUUGAUGACCAUAUAUGGUUUCGGAAUUACCAGAUCUCUGUUCCUCAUAAUGAGUCAGACAAAUUACCUAGAGGAGGCCUUGAUAAAAUGUCUAUGAUCGAGGUUGGUCCGCGAUUCUGCUUGAACCCAAUUAAAAUAUUUGGUGGAAGUUUUGGAGGCCCAACUUUAUAUGAGAAUCCAUUCUAUGUGUCCCCAAAUCAGAUUCGAACUUUGGAUAAAAGGAAGAAGGCUGGCAAGUUCGCAAAGAAAGUCAAAGCAAAGACAAGGAGGAAAAUGCAUGAGAUGUCUAAUCCUCUGGAGCCUGAUGAGUUUGCAGAUAUGUGAAAAGAUUGAUUCUAUAUCCAACUGCCCAAGUUCAUGUUCACUUCCAUCAAUCUCAAACAAUUGCCUGCAUUCAUUCUCAAGCUCAAUGCUCUCACCCUCAACAAGAAGUAGUUACUCAUUGUUUGGAGGACUUUCAUCUUUAUGGAAUUGUUUUUUUUGAAUUCAAUAUAAGAUAUAAGUAUUUUGAGUAUGCAUUGAAAUUGACAACAGAUAGAAAUACCUUGAUUGGUAGCUUGUUAUUGCCAAAUUGGAAUUUUUAUAUUGCCAACCAAUCUGAAGUUUCUUUUAUUUGUUCCA